Molecule: messenger RNA, 510 nt
Organism: Botrytis porri
Lineage: Eukaryota; Fungi; Ascomycota; Leotiomycetes; Helotiales; Sclerotiniaceae
Exons: 2
Coding region: 1-510 (169 amino acids)
Source: RefSeq, a predicted model, not a curated record
AUGAUCCCGGAAACCUAUCUAGCCUGCCAAAUUUCGAACAAAAGCAUCAAAGUAUGCCCCCCCCCCCCGCCUGUUCCAAAUCCACACACUUACAUUUUCUUCCAGGUAUUUUUCAGCACGCUGACGGUAGCAUCCAUCUAUAUGAGUGUAAAGGUGGUGAAUGGAAAAGUAAGCAAGAUUCCCAGCCCAUGCGACUGCGAUUUCGAGACUAACCAUCCCAAAGAUCAAGGCGUUUCCGUCGAGAAAGAAAACGUUCCAAUGCCAGUCGAAAACCUAACACCACUCUGCUGUACCAUGACCGAGGAUGGAAGCAUUCAUCUUUUCUUUGCUGGCUAUGAUGGCGAGAAACAAGAUGAUGUUAUUGAUUUUGUCCACGGCUCGAACUUGGGCUGUACAUCGGUUCGAAAUGAGAUUACUGUGUUCUAUGGGCAACAGAACAAUUCUGUGGCCACGAUGUUGUAUUCUAAUGGGAAGUGGGAGGAUGGAGCUGUUGUAAUUCCGUCCUCAUAA